AUGGGGAAAUUAACGAAUCGAGGAAGGGCUGACGCCUACGAUGAGUACGAUGCAAGGAAAUUGGGUGAACCAAUUAAACCAGUGGAAGAUAAGUGGAAGCUUGUUCCAGCGUUCUUGAAGGUGAAGGGGCUGGUAAAACAACAUGUCGACUCUUUUAAUUACUUUGUUAAUGUUGAAAUUAAAAAGAUAGUUCAAGCCAAUGAGAGAGUACUGACAGAUGUUGAUCCCACAUUCUAUCUGAAAUACACCAAUGUUACUGUGGGUAUGCCAAAUGUUGAGGAAGGAUAUGAUACGGUAAAGUCUACAACACCUCAUGAAUGUCGUCUUCGGGAUCUAAACUACUCAGCCCCCAUUACUGUAGAUGUUGAGUACACUAGAGGAACCCAGCGAGUCAUUGCUAAGGAUUUGACAAUUGGGAGGAUGCCUAUCAUGUUGCGAAGUUCACAUUGUGUGUUAUCUGGUAAAUCUGAACAUGAACUAGCUAAAAUGAAUGAAUGUCCGCAUGACCCUGGUGGCUAUUUCAUUGUAAGAGGUCAAGAAAGAGUUAUUCUGAUUCAAGAACAGCUGUCACGUAACCGCAUGAUUGUUGAGGAUGAUAGGAAAGGAGGCAUUCAGUGUCAGGUGACAAGUUCCACUCAUGAUAAGAAAUCUCGUACCAAUAUCAUUGCUAAAAAUGGUAAAUACUACAUGAAACACAACACUUUCCAGGAUGAUCUACCUGUUGUGAUUGUUUUUAAAGCUAUGGGUAUAGUGAGUGAUCAAGAAAUUGCUCAAAUGAUUGGAACAGAAGAAGAUGCUCUUGAACGGUUUUCCCCAUCCAUUGAAGAAUGUCUCAAAAAUAAUAUCUUCACUCAAAUUCAAGCUUUAAAGUUUCUGGGAGCCAAGUUGCGUCAGAAACGCUAUUACUCUGCAGCAUCAAAGGCAAAGUCCCCUGCGGAUGAAGUCCGAGAGCUUCUUGCUACAACUAUUUUAGCUCAUGUUCCGGUGAAAAGCUUUAAUUUCAAAAUGAAAGCAACGUAUAUGGCUCUCAUGGUCAGAAGGGUAAUUCAAGCCCAGCAAAAUUCAAAACUAGUUGAUGACAGGGAUUACUAUGGAAAUAAAAGAUUAGAGCUUGCUGGGUCUUUGCUAUCACUUAUGUUUGAAGACUUAUUCAAACGUUUCAAUUUUGAAUUAAAGUCCAUUGCUGAUAAGAACAUUCCAAAAGUGAAAGCAGCUGUGUUUGACAUUGUGAAACAUAUGAGGCAAGACUUAAUAUCGAACGGACUAGCACAUGCUAUUUCUACUGGAAAUUGGACCAUCAAGAGAUUUAAGAUGGAACGUCAAGGAGUGACUCAAGUCCUUUCUAGGCUUUCAUACAUAUCAGCACUUGGAAUGAUGACAAGAGUAAAUUCUCAGUUUGAAAAGUCCCGUAAAGUGUCUGGUCCAAGAUCAUUGCAGCCUAGCCAGUGGGGCAUGCUAUGUCCGUCUGAUACGCCCGAAGGUGAGGCCUGUGGGUUAGUGAAAAAUUUAGCACUAAUGACUCACAUCACUACUGAGGUCGAAGAAGGGCCCAUUAUUCGUCUUGCAUACAAUGUGGGAGUUGAAGAUAUUAGUCUGUUGGGUGGUGAUGAAAUCAAUGGUCCUCAGGUGUACAUGGUCUUUUUGAAUGGUAAUAUUCUGGGGGUAUGUAGAGACUAUAUAAGGCUGGUUCGAGUCUUCCGCAUGAUGCGGCGUGGAGGUCACAUCAGUGGCUUUAUAUCUAUUUAUCCUCAACACCAGCACUCCUGUGUAUACAUAAGCUCUGAUGGAGGGAGACUUUGCAGGCCUUACAUAAUUGUAGAAAAUGGUAGACCAUUAGUUACCCAGCGUCAUAUAGAUGAGCUUGUUCAGGGCUUGAGGAAUUUUGAAGAUUUUCUUAAUGAAGGUCUCAUUGAAUACUUGGAUGUGAAUGAAGAAAAUGACAGUUACAUAUCUUUGACUGAGGAGCAAAUAGAGCCAAAUGUCUCCACUCAUCUUGAAAUAGAACCAUUUACCCUGUUAGGUGUGUGUGCUGGAUUAGUUCCUUAUCCACAUCACAAUCAAAGUCCCAGAAAUACCUAUCAAUGUGCUAUGGGUAAACAGGCUAUGGGUACGAUUGGAUACAAUCAGCGUAAUAGAAUAGACACUUUACUAUACAAUUUAGUUUAUCCUCAAGCCCCAAUGGUAAAAUCAAGAACUAUUGAGUUAACCAAUUUUGACAAGCUGCCAGCUGGCCAAAAUGCUACUGUGGCUGUGAUGAGCUAUUCAGGGUAUGACAUAGAAGAUGCACUUAUAUUGAAUAAAGCUUCAAUUGACAGAGGUUAUGGGAGAUGUCUGGUUUAUAGAAAUGCCAAAUGCAUCAUGAAGCGUUAUCCUAAUAGAACUUUUGAUAGAAUUUUGGGCCCCUUGGUAGAUGCCGAUUCAAAGAAACCUAUUUGGAGGCACGACAUUUUAGAUGUUGAUGGUAUAGCAUCACCAGGAGAGAUGGUCCAAGACAGACAGGUCAUGGUCAACAAAUCGAUGCCAGUUGCAAGCAUGGGACCAGGGGAACAAGCUCAACCUGAGUACAGGGAUGUUCCAGUGCAGUACAAAGGAACAGUGCCCUCCUAUGUAGAAAAAGUAAUGGUAUCCUCAAAUAAUGAAGAAUCCUUUUUGAUAAAGCUCUUGUUAAGACAGACCAGGAGACCUGAAAUAGGUGAUAAAUUUAGUAGCCGGCAUGGCCAAAAAGGAGUUACAGGACUGAUUGUUGAGCAGGAAGACAUGCCUUUCAAUGAUCUUGGUAUCUGCCCUGAUAUGAUCAUGAACCCUCAUGGUUUUCCAUCUCGUAUGACGGUGGGCAAAUUAAUUGAAUUGCUUGCUGGAAAGGCUGGCUUGAUGGAGGGGAAGUUUCACUAUGGUACAGCCUUUGGUGGGUCUAAAGUAAAAGACGUAUGUGAAGAACUUGUCAGACAUGGCUUCAACUUCCAAGGAAAGGACUUCUUCUACUCUGGAAUAACUGGAGAGCCACUGCAGGCUUAUAUUUACUCUGGCCCUGUUUAUUAUCAAAAGCUGAAACACAUGGUUCAGGACAAAAUGCACGCUCGUGCUCGUGGCCCCAGAGCUGUGCUUACCCGCCAACCCACGGAAGGCCGAAGCCGUGAAGGAGGUUUGCGGCUUGGAGAGAUGGAACGAGAUUGUUUAAUUGGUUAUGGUGCAAGUAUGAUGCUGGUGGAGAGGCUGAUGGUGUCCAGUGAUGCCUUCAAGGUUGAUGUAUGCAAUAUUUGUGGCUUACUAGCGUACUCUGGCUGGUGUCACAGCUGUCAGAGUUCUGCUUCAGUAUCCACUAUCAAUAUACCCUAUGCAUGCAAACUGCUGUUCCAAGAGCUCCAGUCCAUGAAUAUUACUCCAAGACUUACUCUGACAAACUACUGUGAAUGAAUGUGACUUCAACUUAUCGGAAAUUAAUUUGUUAUUUUUUUGAUUUUGGUUCGGGCAUGGAGCUGGUCUGCUGCCUGUCAUAUUGAAAGUGUGGUUUUAGAAAAGUUAAAGUUCAAUUUGUAAAUACAAAUACUGUUAAAUAUAAUUUAA
Messenger RNA from Thrips palmi, 3564 nucleotides. It is a transcript of the gene RpIII128, whose product is annotated as DNA-directed RNA polymerase III subunit RPC2. Gene Ontology annotation, biological process: DNA-templated transcription. Gene Ontology annotation, cellular component: RNA polymerase III complex. Lineage: Eukaryota; Metazoa; Arthropoda; Insecta; Thysanoptera; Thripidae. The transcript has 15 exons. The record is from RefSeq and is a predicted model, not a curated record. Bases 1 to 3414 code for a protein of 1137 amino acids. Gene Ontology annotation, molecular function: DNA-directed RNA polymerase activity; ribonucleoside binding; DNA binding.